This is a messenger RNA of Capsella rubella, 1986 nucleotides long. RefSeq names its product inositol phosphorylceramide glucuronosyltransferase 1. The coding region runs from base 156 to 1751 and encodes 531 amino acids. The record is from RefSeq and is a predicted model, not a curated record. NCBI's taxonomy places the organism in Eukaryota, Viridiplantae, Streptophyta, Magnoliopsida, Brassicales, Brassicaceae. Gene Ontology annotation, molecular function: glycosyltransferase activity. The transcript has 9 exons.
AACAAAGUUUAAGUUGAGCCAAGACACAGCAAAUGAGCAUAAAAAUUCCAAAAGAAAGAAUAACGAAGAAAUUUCAAAAUCUAAUUCAAUUCAACGUAUACUUACUUUCCUUAAAUUAGGAAUUUUUUUCAGAGACAAUUGAGAUCCGAACAAGUAUGGUGAGACUCAAGGCGAGUCUCUGGGUUCUUCUCCUCACGCUCGUUUCAAUUCAGUUAAAGGGUUCGUUUGGAUCUGAAGAAGCUUAUGUCACGCUUUUGUAUGGAGACGAAUUCUUAUUGGGAGUUAGGGUAUUAGGUAAAUCGAUUCGUGACACUGGAUCCGAUAAAGAUAUGGUCGCUUUGGUCUCUGAUGGUGUCUCAGAUUACUCUAAAAAGCUACUCAAGGCUGAUGGAUGGAAGGUAGAGAAGAUUAGUUUACUGGCGAAUCCAAACCAAGUUCAUCCAACAAGGUUCUGGGGUGUUUACACAAAGCUUAAGAUCUUUAACAUGACUGAUUAUAAGAAAGUUGUUUAUCUUGAUGCUGAUACUAUUGUGGUAAAGAACAUUGAUGAUCUGUUUAAAUGUUCGAAGUUUUGCGCAAACUUGAAGCAUUCUGAGAGGCUAAACUCUGGUGUCAUGGUUGUUGAACCAUCCGAAGCUCUUUUCAAUGAUAUGAUGCGAAAAGUGAAGACUUUGUCGUCUUAUACUGGAGGAGACCAAGGGUUCUUGAAUUCGUACUAUCCAGAUUUCCAAAACGCUCGUGUUUUUGAUCCUAGUGUAACUCCUGAAGUCUUGAAAACCAGACCAGUUCCUGCUAUGGAGAGGCUUUCAACAUUAUAUAACGCUGAUGUUGGUCUUUAUAUGCUUGCUAAUAAGUGGAUGGUGGAUGACAGUAAACUUCACGUUAUUCACUACACUCUAGGCCCUCUUAAGCCUUGGGACUGGUGGACAGCAUGGCUCGUAAAACCUGUUGAUGCUUGGCAAAGCAUUAGGGUAAAGCUUGAGGAAACUCUUCCUGGAACUGGAGGUGGCAAAAACCAACAUGAUGACCUCGUUGUCAAGUUUCUUUUCUUGUUACCUCUUUGUGUGCUAUUGUUCUGCAUUUACCGAUCCAUUCAGGGUCGCGAGGGUUCAUUGUGCUGGAGCUCGUUAAUUAGAUCUCUUUAUUACAAAAUCAGGUCUAAUGCAACACUUGGUUAUAGCGGUGUAUCUACCAUGAAUCCCAGCUAUCAACCCCACAGUGGCAGCACACUGUCCAAGGUUCCUCAACACUUAGGGGCAGUUUCAGUUGUAGUCUGUCUUACUUCUGUUCUGAUAUCUCUUGGAAUUUCCUUUGCGAUUGUGCCGAGGCAAAUCAUGCCAGGGACUGGCUUGAUCUUGGUGUAUGAAUGGACUUUUACAAUCUUCUGUCUUUUGUUUGGUGGCUUCUUAGUUUUUGUACAUCAACAUGGAAAGAAAAUAGCAAUACAAAUAGAAUCCUCGUCCUUGGAUGAUUCUGCAAAAGGUCAUCAGCGAGCAGGUGUGUCUUGUGAUGUUACUACAUUUUAUUAUGGAUUAGGGAUGGCUUUUCUGGCUAUUGCUGCAGUUUCUUUGCCUUACAUUUUAGGGAUUACCGCUUUAUUUACAAGGUUGGGUCUAAUGGUGGGUGUAGCCAUAAUUUUAGCUGCCUUCAUGACUUAUGCUUCAGAGCACCUCGCAAUCAGAUGGUUCUUGAAAGGUCUAGAAGACCGUCGUGACACGAUGAGAUCAAAUUCCUUUUGUUUCCUCUGUUGACACAACAAGAACAACAACAAAACACACCUGAAGAAAUGUGUCACCAUUGUAACUUGCAGAAACACUCUAGCCUAUAAUCCUGAGUCAUUGUAGCUCUGUCUUGAAAUGGUUACAGCUUUGUAGCUUUGUUCUUUCUUUGUCAUCAUGUAUUGUUGCCGUUUCUCUUCUUUUACAUUUGUACAGAUUUUAUUGUUAAUACUGAAGAUCCCAUUAGUGGGCUAAUCAUCUUUCUAAA